Messenger RNA from Melanotaenia boesemani (Boeseman's rainbowfish), 4012 nucleotides. RefSeq names its product VPS37C subunit of ESCRT-I (gene vps37c). NCBI's taxonomy places the organism in Eukaryota, Metazoa, Chordata, Actinopteri, Atheriniformes, Melanotaeniidae. Gene Ontology annotation, biological process: protein targeting to membrane; protein targeting to vacuole; ubiquitin-dependent protein catabolic process via the multivesicular body sorting pathway. Gene Ontology annotation, cellular component: ESCRT I complex. The record is from RefSeq and is a predicted model, not a curated record. The coding region runs from base 555 to 1631 and encodes 358 amino acids. The transcript is spliced from 5 exons.
GUGUUAACUGUAUGAAACCACCCGCGACCCGUGGAAAGUUCCAAAGAUGGCGGCGGUUCCUGUAAUAGUGGAGUGAAACUUUCCUAUUUUGCCAACGAUUUUGUCGACUUUUCCUCGUCUUCCGCUGACUUAUUCGGUCUGUUUAUUAAGGUGAACACUGCGGGACCACAGAGCGUGUGUGUGGCCAUCGUCGAGGUCAAACAGAGCGACUCAGGGAUCGGUUUAUGUUGGAGCGUCGCUGGGCUUCUUGGAAGUUGACGUUGGCUGACUGCCAUCGCGAUCACAGCCGCUCUUCACAACAGCUCGCUCGACGCGGAACCGUCAGCUGAGGCGGGACGUUGGCCGGGUAGCUAGCUAGCUAACCGGUCGAAAAGCGGUAAACACGGCUCGACUCGGCUCGGAUUGGUUCAGCUGGACCCCGUCAGGGCAAGUCGAAGACCCGGAGACGUGUCCCGUCAGUUGACAGUGGACAGAAAUAGGUGGUGUUAGAUGUCAGCAGCAGUCAGUGUCACACUGAAUGUGGUCUGCUGUUACCGUCAAUCCUGGCAAAUCAAAUGGAGAAGCUCCAGGACCUGAGCCAAUCAGAGCUUCAGGAGCUCCUGGACAACCCGGAGAGGGUGGAGUCUAUGGCUCAGGAAUCUGAUGAGAUCCAGAACAUCCAGCUGGAGAGAGAGAUGGCUUUGGCAUCAAACCGCAGCUUGGCUGAGCAAAACCUGGACAUGAAGCCUCGUUUGGAGUCCCAGAAGGAGGUGCUGGUGGCCAGAUACUCUCAGCUGGAGGACGUCAGAGAAACCUACAGACAUCACUGCUCCCUGAGAGAUGGGAUGAUGGGUCAGGUGUCUCCAGAAGCAUUGCUGUCUAGACUACAGACAGAGAGUGGCAGAACCGAGGCAGAGUCAGAGGCUCUGGCAGAUGAGUUUCUCGAGGGCUCUCUGCCACUGGACUCCUUCAUGGAGCGCUUCCUGUCCCUUCGCUCUUUGGCUCACAGGAGACGUGUUCGGAUGGAGAAACUCCAAGAAAUCCUGCGGCAGAGGAGUGAGGGCGACCCCACUUCCAUGACAUCAUCAGCAGGCGCCAGUCAGACCGCCGCCACCACCCCCUCCCCCUGGAACCAACAGACAACAACAGCAACAACAACAGAUCAUCAGCAGCAGCCGGACUCCAAACCUCAGUCCUGCAGCUACCAGAACGCCUCUCAGCCGGUCCCCCCGACCGUUGGGGGCCCCUCCGGGCUCCCCUACAGCCCAUACCCCAUCUCUCCUCCUAACCCCCCUCCUGCAGCAGCGGCAACAGUCCCAAACAAUCCUCCACCCCAGUUCAGUCCUUACCCACCAUCUGGCUCACCGUUCCCCCCUGCAGGGGGCUACUCUGGGCCCCGGCCUGCUUUUGGGCCUCCAGCUGCUGUCACCUGCCCUUACCCAGCCCAGCCCUCCUUCCCCACCCCCCAUCCUGGCUCAGCAUUUGGUCAGUACACCCCCAGUCACCCCUCCAGCGGCCCUGCACCCUACCCAGCCUCCUACAGCUAUGGGGGCUACAGCUACCCUGCUGGGCCCCCCUACUCCAAUUCUCAGUCCCCAACAGGGAGGCCCAUGUACAGACCGGGAUAUGGAGUUCCACAGCCCUUCUCCUGAAAGCACUACACCUCUUCAUCCUCACUUCUUCAUCAUUCUUCCCUUCUUUGAUUCUUUCUGCCCCCCCAUCUCCUCUGUCUUUUCUCUCCUCCCUCCUCUAAUCUCUUCAGAGGUCUGUUGCUUUACUGAACUUUGUUGCACUAUUUCUGUCCAUGUCAGUCCUCUGUCACCCCCCGUCAGGCCCAGUCACCCCCCCACACUAGUCUCAGGUUGUUGCCUUGUGUUGAAGUGUUAAACACUUGUUUGUGGCUUCAUCCACUCCUCCUCCUCCUAUUGUCCGAGGCUCCCUCCUCUUCAGGCGUGUGUGUUGCUAUGAAGUCUUGAUGAACACACAGGGACACUCCUCUUCCUGAUGAAGAUCGGUAGCAGCUGUACGAAAUGAUCCAGCUGUGUUCACAAUAGAACCCAAGAUGCAGUUAAAUAAAGGAGAUUUUAGAAUCCGUCAUCUUAGUUCUGCUGGUGUGGAUUCAGAGUUAUUGGCUAUCUGGACACGAGCUGCUGUAACUUCGGGAUUUUCUUUCUGUUCACAGAGAAAUCAGAAAAGGAAAACAGCUUUACUGAAUCAGUUCUGAUGCAGACAAAAAAAAGGCCAACUUUCUGACAUGAUAGAAUAAUCCCAACCCAGACCUCUCCUGGUGUCUUUGUACCACAGCACCACCUGCUGGCCACAUCGUGAAAUCACUGCAAACAGCAGGUGAAGCUGUCUGAGCUCAAAUCCACCUGCCAGCAGGUUGAAGACCCAGAUGCAACUGAACGUGACUCAGUAAAGUUUGUUUCUGUUCAGUAAAAUGCAGGAAGGUGGUUCUCAGCUCAGCUUUAGUCUGUGGGUCAGGAUCAUAUGAAACAUUACUGCAGUAUGACCCUGAACAUGGAGGAUAUCUGCAGUUUGUUUCACCAGACAGCGCCACAUCAUCAUCAUCACUUCUGAGAAGUUUACUGUAAACCUGACGUCUGAUAACUUCUUCACACAUUUAGUUUCGAUCAGCUGAUUUUCUUCUCCUCUGUCCUCCACAUGGAGCCUCACCCUCUUCCUCUGCCUCCACCCUUCCUCUUCAUAUCUGCUUGUUGAACAUGGUCUGAAGUUUUCUUUGGUCCAUGUCUUGGUGCCGUGCGUGUGAAGGUGGAGACUGCUGAUCAGAUUUAUUAUUUAGACUUAUAUUCACUUAUUUGUAAAGCUCCAAUUCACAACAAACCUCACCUCAAGAUACAGUCCAAUUUAAUCCAGUUAGUCCGAUUCAUUCUGGUUAGAAUCAGAUCUAAUCAGUUGUUCUGGUUCUUUCCGGUUAAAACUAGAUUCUACCUGUUGCAAUCAGAAUCAGUCCAGUUAUAAUGCGGUUCAGUCCCAUUGUAGACCGAUUCGGUCACUGAAGCUGCAGUGUUUCAGUGCUGAAUGGAGGCUCCUCCCUCUGCACCAACCAACAUCCACCCUGUUGAUCUGAGGACUGAAGUCAUCCUGGUGCACAGCAGAGGGUUGUUUCUAACUCACAAACCUCCACCUGUUGCACCCACCUGGUUCCCACCAGGACCCACUGCAGCGAACCAUGUGAGGAGAGAAGCUGCUCCUCGAUGUGGAGAUGAUGAAGGUGGACGUUCAGCAGCUGAGUGAAGGGAAGAAGCAGCAUGUCGGAGACUCAACGCUCAGUCAUCGUUUCUGUCCCUGCUGGGCUGUUACUGAGCCGUCUGCACGACCACGUUUCUUGUGGAAAUGUUGUCGACUCCACCUGCUGACAUCCGCCAGCAGCGUCCUCUGGACUGUCUCUGUGUCAGGUGGGACAAGUUGGAUGAUCACGAUGAAGUCCCAUCAGAACCCAGCUGAUCCUCUCCAAACCGGGUCAGUCGUACUGUAGAUGGAGCGCAGCAUGGAGGCGCACCUGUCCUUACCUGCUGCAGCCACUGAUCAUGUCACUGAUGUCAGACAGCUGUGUCUGAUGGGUCCAGUAGUCAUGUUGUAUCUGACAGAAGUGUUUAAGGAUGAUGAGCCGUUCUGCUCUUCAUCUUCUCCUCCACCACCUCAGCUGCUGAUGUCAAACUCCUGAAUCACCUGAGCUGCAGAUGAGUCUUACCUUUACACACACACACACACACAGACACACACACUCUGCCUGGAUCACCAGGAGCUUUCAGAUCCUACUGAGACAUGAAUGAUGAGGUUUAAACUGAGCACUUAGUGCCAGAUGAUGAUGAUGAUGAUAGUAUCGUGUUUUAGAAAAAGCACAAGGGAAACGUCCUAAUAUGGUCGAGCAUUAAUUAACAUUCUGAGGGAAAUAAGAGUCGGACAUGUUGGUCUGACACGAUGAUCCUGAUGAUUGUAGGUUGUUUAAAUCUUGUUUUUGUUUUUUUUUUCUUUUGGUUGUGAAUAAUUAAACUGGCGUUGAUUUGAA